Molecule: messenger RNA, 1821 nt
Organism: Prorocentrum cordatum
Lineage: Eukaryota; Dinophyceae; Prorocentrales; Prorocentraceae
Source: the annotation of a GenBank genome assembly
CUUGGAGUCGCAUGCGGACUCUCGGCGGUCUUUUUCUGGGGCGUUCUCGAAGCCGUCUGUGGCCUGCGCGCCGGGCCCACGAUGGCAGAAGUGUCGAAUCUGAUUUCUCGACGUGGCUCAAGCUAUUACGUCCUUGAGUUACGAUUCACUUGUUACUUGGUUCGCCUCUUCCAUUUUCGUGCUCGCCAUGUCGAGCGCUGGAUCUUCUAAGGAUGCGCCGAAGGCGUCGGGUGAGCUGGCGAAGGGUGUCCUGAUGGCCUCCGCCCGCAACACUCAGCAAAUCCUGGCCGACAUGGGACGCGAUUUGGCAUUGCAGAGUUUGGUGAUGCAGUGGAUUGCCGAUUACAAGAAACAGACAACCGAGGCAGCAGCCGCAGGCCUUUCGAUCUCAGGGAUGGUGAAGAGCACGUUGGAUGCCAGGAAACGGAAGAAGGACCAUUCCGAUGAUGAGGGUGGUGUUGAUGGCAAGAAAAACAAAAGUACCGUUGCCAGGGAGAGGGUGGAACCAGAUGCGUCAUGUGAGCUUCGGCGUGGGCAACUCGUGUUCUCGAACUGGACCCAGUCACUGCCCCGCGAGUGUUUGCUGUACUGCGACCUCGACAUUGACAUCCAGAUCGUUCGCAAGAUGUCCCCUGACGCAUUGAAGCAAUGCAUGGAACGCUCCCUGGACAUAAAAAUCUUCGGUGACGAGAAGGAUCGGGUCGGUUCCAAGAACAAGAAAGAGCUCUUCAGGAGUCUAGCUGCUGUCUACGAGAAACUCGGCAAACGCCUGCAAGACAUGGAGGUGGACAUGUCCACGGGGGAGGUCAACUGGGAUUCUUGCUCGCCGCUGAAGCUUGGGGCCUUCGAUGCAGAGGAGAAGAAGCUGCCAAUCACCUACCAGGAAUCGGCCAACGCCAGGCCCAUCUUGCAGUAUCUCGCCGACGACGUCUUGAAUGGUGACACGGGCCCGUUCACGCUGCAGCAACACUGGUCGCUUACGUGUCCGGUGGUGCAUUCGCCUACGGGGGACUACGACAUCAAGGCCCUCUUUGCUAAGAUCGCCCGUCGCAAGCUGGGCCGCCGUUUGUCCGAUGAGAUGGGCGCCACCCAUGGCGAAAGGGUGAGUGCGCAGGACGCCGAAAAGAUGGCCAAGCAGAAGGCCUGCAAGAAGAAGGCCACGUCCCUCGGCAUCCGGAAGAUGGUCAAGGGCGAAGCGCAGAAUUCGAGCGGCGGGGUGGGUGGCUCCGCCACGGCCGCAGAGGAGACGGCCUCGCCCGCCGCCUCUGCUUCCGCAGUCCAGCCUGCUGCGGGGGCGGCGCCGUCAGCACCCGCUGCAGCUGCCUGAGAGCGGGGCUGCGGGGGAGGUCGCGCUCGGCGCCACCGUUCGCCGAGUUGAGUGCAGCAUCGGGGCCGAGUGAGGUCAUGGCACGGGGCGCCCUGGGCGGCGCCAGCCAGGCAGCGCGGCUGGCAUGCGUUUUCAGCCCUGACAGUGUACCCAUGUGUCCAUAUGUAGGCACAUCUCGAGGCGCAGGGGCGACGCGAAGGAUUCGCGCCCCGACGCCAAGGACCCCUUGCAUCCUGGUGUUGAGGGCCUUCUCUAUUCCUGCUGCCGUACCAGUUCCCGACAUUCCUCCGGGUUCGGAGGAAGGUUUGCCGUUUCGCGCGGCGUUUGCCAGACGCCGCCAUCCAGCCGAGGGCGAUGGCGAGGAAAGCACAAUUGCGCAACACUUGUGUUUUUUCAUGUUCCGUAUUUCUUGGGCAGGGGUUGGGUUCGCAUUGACCUGUCUCGAACGAUCUUUUCUAGCAGUUGGAGUGCAUAUGUGGGGGCAUCGUUGCGAG